CUCAUAUUCAGAAUUAUUCAAUUAUACUAUGACACAGUAGAACGAAGAUGCAUCAAGCGAUGGUCCUAGUUGACCCCGAACUACGGGCAAGCAUCCGGUGCUUGAUGUUCAGACAAAAGCUUCGUAUUGAAUUGAUUACCUGACCGCUGUAUAUGAACUUAGAUUAGGCUGUCCUGCGAUAGCUUCAUAUCUUUUCAAUAGAUGUAUUAUAUAGUACACCACCUAGCCAGAAGGCACCUUGGAUCUAGCUUUCCGACACAGGACUGGUUUCUCUUCUACCAACACUCGCCCCCUUUCCACCGUCAUGGCCUGGACCCAGUCAACCGUCCUAAAGCUUCUCGUCAUCUUCCGUACCUUGUCAUAUAUCUCGGAGCAAACCCUCCCUUCUAUACCAUUAACGUUUACCGGCCGUUUCCACAGCGACCGCGCCUGCUCCGCCGGAACCCUCAACUUUACGGCAAUUCGACGGAUCUAUUCUUCGACGCAUUCCAAGAAGCCGUCGGUCCGACCACAUAUCGUGGAGACCGAACCACGCUGUGCCAAGUCUACCUUCAGGUGAAAUAUGAUCUGUUGGAUCAAUGGUCGCCGGCCACGAUGACGUUUCGUGGACGUAGUUGGUUGGACAGCGCGGUUGCGAAUUUGAGCCCGACGUAUUUGUUCGCUAGUGGUGGAAACCAGGUGCAGAUUCUUUCGCGGUUCAGUGGACUCCGACGAAUCGUUUCUAACGAGCUUGAAAAGAUGGCAAUUUUCCGGACAUUGAUCAGCGGCAAGGAGCUUGACGAUGCUGGUAGGUUUAACGCGACCGCUUCAAAUAAAGGUGCUACUCUUUGAUCUGAAUGCGGCCGAGGUGAUGACAUCGUCAUGGGUACCUAUCGUAUCUCUUUCCCGUUUGAUGCGAGCGGGAAUUCCAGCGGAGAGGUCACACUGGAGAAUGUUCGGCUUAGUAGCCCAGACGUUGAAGAUGUUAUUUGCCGUAAAUGUAUCGCAUCCUUGAAUUUUAUCUUGCUGUUGAGGACGUGAGGGUGCCAUGUAAAGCGAUAGCAAAA
Molecule: messenger RNA, 1046 nt
Organism: Eremomyces bilateralis CBS 781.70
Lineage: Eukaryota; Fungi; Ascomycota; Dothideomycetes; Eremomycetales; Eremomycetaceae
Exons: 1
Coding region: 202-831 (209 amino acids)
Source: RefSeq, a predicted model, not a curated record